CAGAAGCAUCACGAGCCACAGAGACGCAUCGUGUUACAGGCAGAAGGCUGGAGCUGUGAGGCUCGUGUCCUCGUGUAAGCGCUGAAGCUCGUAACUGCUGAACAAAUAAUGGCAGAAGAGAAGAUAACUAUAGAACAGGUUUCUAACGGCGAAGCGAAUCGCGAUGAACUUUCCCUUUCUAGUCAGGAGAAGAGUAACGUUAUUCCAGAAACAUUCUCGGAGAAGUUUAAAAGGAUUGCCAAGGCAAAUUUACUCGUGAUACUGACAGUGGCUGCUGUUAUCGUUGGCGUUUGCAUUGGACUUGGAGUGCGAAAUGCAAAACUUACCCAAACGCAGGUCAUUUAUUUUGGCUUCCCCGGGGAACUGUUGAUUCGCCUGCUGAAGAUGAUCAUCAUCCCGCUGGUGGUGUGUAGCCUCGUGUCAGGGGCCGCCAGCAUCGACCCUAAAGCUCUGGGAAAACUAGGCGGCUGGGCGAUGCUGUUCUUUCUAGUGACCACGCUGAUUUCAUCAGCAGUCGGUGUUAUUAUGGCGUUCAUCAUCCAGCCUGGUUCAUCUCAAGGCGCCCAGCCGAAAAUGACUUUCAGUGACGAGACAGUACCGGAGACCAAGGAGGUGAUGGACUCGUUUUUAGACCUAGUGAGAAAUAUCUUCCCCUCCAACCUGGUGGCUGCUGCUUUUCAGUCGUAUGCUACUGGUUAUAAGUUUGUGAAAACCAACAUGAAUUCUACCAACAUCACUUUGGAAAAGGUUCCAGUGGGUACAGAUGUGGAUGGUAUGAACAUUCUGGGCCUAAUUGUGUUUGCUAUGGUGUUUGGUGUGGCCUUGAGGAAAUUGGGAGGGGAAGGGGAGAUUCUAAUUAAGUUUUUUAACUCCUUCAAUGAGGCUACCAUGGUGCUUGUGUCCUGGAUCAUGUGGUAUGCUCCGCUGGGUAUCAUGUUCUUGGUGGCUGCCAAGAUUGUUGAGAUGGAAGAUGUAGGACUACUAUUUGCCAGUUUGGGAAAGUAUAUUGCCUGCUGUGUGAUUGGUCAUGCAGUGCAUGGCCUGAUCAUCUUGCCGCUAAUUUACUUUGUGUUCACACGGAAGAACCCCUACACUUUUCUCAUGGGCCUGAUUGCUGCUUUGGCAACUGCUUUUGGAACCUCUUCCAGUUCUGCAACACUACCUUUGAUGAUGAAGUGUGUAGAGGAGAACAACGGUGUAUCAAAGCAUAUCAGUCGCUUCAUCCUACCUAUUGGUGCCACCGUCAACAUGGAUGGAGCCGCUUGCUUCCAGUGUGUGGCGGCUGUCUUUAUUGCACAGUUAAAUGACAUUCCACUCAACUUUGUCCAGGUUAUCACCAUACUGGUGACUGCCACAGCAUCAAGUGUGGGGGCUGCAGGGAUCCCUGCUGGAGGUGUGUUGACACUGGCUAUCAUCCUGGAGGCAGUAGGAUUGCCCACUAAUGACCUCUCUCUCAUCUUGGCUGUAGAUUGGCUUGUAGAUCGCACCUGCACAAUCAUCAAUGUGGAGGGUGACGCUUUUGGGGCUGGUCUGCUGCAGCAUUUUAUUGAUCGUACCAGCAAGAAAGAGGAGGUGGAGCUGAGUGAGGUACAUUUGGAAGAAGCUGAGCGUCCGAUGAAACCUGAGCACUCUCCGCUCCUUGAGAAACGUGCUCAAUUAAAAAUUGCUGGUUCUCAGACCUCUGAAAAAGAGUCUGUAAUGUAGACUAACAGACAGUUUGAUUCAUUCUUGCGUCUGGUUCGUUGUGAAUCAACCUAUACUGUAAGUCAGGGGUCUGCAGUCUUAUCCACAACGGGCCAGUGUGGCUGUAGGGUUUCAUUCCAACCAAGCAGGAGCCUUGUUUUAUCAGUUCAUCUUGGUCUUUAUCACGUGUACCUCCUGUUUAGCUGGAAUGAAGCCUGCAGCCAUAUCGGCCCUUUGCAGAUAACAUUAAAGACCUCUCCUCUGAGGUGUCUUAUGGUAGGAAUAUAUUUGAACAAAAAAAUAUGUGAGAACAUAUCAUUUAACUAUGCAUCUCUCAGUUCCCAAAGGAAUAUUUAGGAAAGGAGUCUGAAAUGUACUGUAUAUGAAAAUAUGCCAAAAGAGGACUUUUAAACAGGAUAUUGUUUCCAAAUGGAUUGUUUCAUUACUAGGUUGUUCUGUAGUCCAAACUAUUUAUUUUUCUUAUUGGUAAUGGCUUUUCUUCAGAUUAUAUUAUUAUAUUAGUCUCUUUAAAAGGCUGGUCCUAGAUUUUAAAUCCUUUUUCAAUCUUCAGUCUGAUGCGUUCAUUUAUUUCAACGGUUGAACUGGCAAGAAGCAACAGGUUUUUAAACCUGUUGUGUUUAAAGUGUGAACAUUUAAAUAGAUCCUCGAAAACCAUAAUACAUAUUUAAUUUUUUUUUCUUCUUAAACAUAAGGUUUAAAUUUUUGGGUGUAAUUUAGUCAAAACCUUGAACCUGAUCUGUCUGGACAAGUAGUUUAUAGAAGUAAAAACUAUCAUUUUUAUUUAUGUAUUGUUUAUCACUCCUGCGUCACUCCUGCCUCCUGCUUGGACACUUGUAUGACAAUCCUCUUUUGAAUGAGGUAUUUUCAGGUCUCAGGUCUCUUUAUCAUAAAUUUGCUUUCAGUAUAUUGCAUAAGAAUGUGUUGAUCUUUUAUAAUUUUACAAAUUAUGAUGUGUGCUAUGAUUAUUGUUUCUCACUCAUUUAAAAAAAUGGAAUUUAAAAAAAUCAAUAAAGAACCUCAGUCUAUAAGAACUGACUAGGCAGUUAAUGAUUUAUAUAAACAUUCAUGAACUGGAUGAAAUUUGAAUGUUGAUUUGCCUGGAGUAUUCAUUCACCCCAUGUCUCUUCUUGUUUGUUGGGCUAUUUUCAAACAUGUUGAUUUUUUAAUAGAUACUAGUGGCUUUUUGAACAUCAAAAUUUAGCCAAUAGUCAGUACUGCUCAGGGGUGUACAAACCCAGUAUUAAAAAAAAACAAAAAAAAAACUUUUAGGCUAAAGUCUGCAUUCUUUUUGUUAGUGGUAUUUUAGUGUAUAUGCCUAAUAACUGAACUAGUUUCCAGUGUCAUAAAAGAUCGCAUGCAGCCAAAAAUGACAUGUCAUAACACUUGAGUAUAUCAGCAUUUAUGUGUACAGUUAAAGACUUUAAAUUCUUAUCAUUCCAACAGGCUGUAACUCAGUGCAGUAUGGUUGUGUGCAAGCUGGUGGCGGUUGUGCUUGAUGCCAAAGAGAAUAGCUGUGGGUUUAAUAUCCAGAAUGUACUCCUAACAGUCUUUUUAAUAAAGUGUUUUUGUCAUCA
This is a messenger RNA of Pangasianodon hypophthalmus (striped catfish), 3278 nucleotides long. RefSeq names its product solute carrier family 1 member 5 (gene slc1a5). The record is from RefSeq and is a predicted model, not a curated record. Gene Ontology annotation, cellular component: plasma membrane. Gene Ontology annotation, molecular function: L-aspartate transmembrane transporter activity; symporter activity; neutral L-amino acid transmembrane transporter activity. Gene Ontology annotation, biological process: L-aspartate import across plasma membrane. The transcript is spliced from 8 exons. NCBI's taxonomy places the organism in Eukaryota, Metazoa, Chordata, Actinopteri, Siluriformes, Pangasiidae. The coding region runs from base 109 to 1704 and encodes 531 amino acids.